Messenger RNA from Hyalella azteca, 939 nucleotides. It is a transcript of the gene HSPC300, whose product is annotated as probable protein BRICK1-B. The transcript has 3 exons. Gene Ontology annotation, biological process: regulation of actin polymerization or depolymerization; cell motility; actin filament organization. NCBI's taxonomy places the organism in Eukaryota, Metazoa, Arthropoda, Malacostraca, Amphipoda, Hyalellidae. Bases 78 to 335 code for a protein of 85 amino acids. Gene Ontology annotation, molecular function: protein-containing complex binding. The record is from RefSeq and is a predicted model, not a curated record. Gene Ontology annotation, cellular component: SCAR complex.
AAAAUGUAAACAAACCCAAGGUUGGAAGGGAAGUGGGGACGCUAUCAACAAUCAAUUGGGAAUACGAGAGACUGACAAUGUCUUCUAGAGGAGCAACUGCAACAGCGUCAGGUGGACCCAAUGAGGUCAUCACAAAGCAAAUCACAAGUGACUGGGAGAACAGAGAGUAUAUUGAGGUGAUCACAAGCAACGUGAAGCGCAUAGCUGAUUUUCUGAACAGUUUCGACAUGUCUUGCCGGUCUAAGCUAAGUCAACUGAACGAGAAACUCACAACACUGGAGAGGCGCAUUGAAUACUUAGAAGCUCGUGUCACCAAAGGAGAAACUUUGAAUUAGUGGGAGAAACUAAAUUUUUCAUUGAUUUAUUUCCUUAGUGAGCAAUGGAGUUACAAGAUUAUGAUUACUGUCAGUAAAUACGACUUGCACUGCUUAAGAUCAGAAAAACAUUUCAUAUGUAUAAACUCAACUUGAAGGAGGAUAUUGAUGUUAAAUAAAUGUAUGCGGAAUGCACAAGCAUCGCUAUGAGUUCUGAUUUAUCUUGAUAAUAGAAUAAAUUAUGUUGCCUCCAGUAAAUGAUUAUGGAUAAAAUGCAGUACUUGGGUUACCUUCUGUUGGCGAACCACUUGAAUUUAUUGCUUAGUGCUGCUAAACAGAACAAUGAAUGGUGAAAUAAUAUAUUUUGCAGAUAUUGUCAAACCUUAGGCCAGUCUGCAUAUCUGAUACAACUCACCUAAAUAAUCUGUGAUCCAAGAUUGCAUCUGCCAUCAGCAUUUCUGGCAGUUCAUUUACUUACUAUGUAUUUUUUUUUGUCACACCACAUCUCAGUUCUUAGUUUUACAACUGAUAAGUUUGCUUAAACAUUUAUUAAGUAAGCAUACUGAAGUUAUUAAGUUACUUUAUUCAGUCAUUUUGUGUAAUAAAGAUAAAAAGUUGAGAGUAA